Molecule: messenger RNA, 3381 nt
Organism: Nilaparvata lugens (brown planthopper)
Lineage: Eukaryota; Metazoa; Arthropoda; Insecta; Hemiptera; Delphacidae
Gene: Toll-9
Product: toll-like receptor 4
Exons: 7
Coding region: 330-3005 (891 amino acids)
Biological process (GO): inflammatory response; immune response; toll-like receptor signaling pathway
Cellular component (GO): membrane
Molecular function (GO): transmembrane signaling receptor activity; protein binding
Source: RefSeq, a predicted model, not a curated record
GAUUGAACUUGUGUUUAUGAUUUUAUUGAUCCAGGUACAGAAUCAACCAAAUGUAGACAUUGUAAACUUGAAAAAAUCAUUAGUCUCAACUUGGGACGUUCUAGUGUUUCAGUGUUUCAUUGAAGAGUGUUCUUUAUAAAUAGAUUAUCUGCCUAUUACAUAAGAUUAUUACAUAAAUUAUCAGACAAUAAUAAUAGAUAAAGUAUCAAUUAUUAUCAAAUAUUAUUAUUGAUUAUCCGCGUAAAGAAGACUGUGAUGAAAUUCGUUCCUUCACUGGUUUGAUAUUUUUGAAGUCCAAAAGACAUCUUGUUUCGUAUGAAUGGCAGAGAAUGUGCAAUUCCCAUCCAUUACUCAAUGUAAUUUUUGUUGCAUUUGCCACACCAUUUUUCUUUGUAAGCUGCGACAACUCGUUCUUUGAUUGGGUCGAUGAAAAAGGAAACAUAUUAAUUUCUUAUGAUACUCAACGUCAAUAUGACGACUAUAUACAGAGUAACCUAAUCAGUACAGAAGUACCUUAUUCAUCUUGGACGCAUGAAACAUUUAUUUGUUUCAACAAACCAAUAACUGACUGCUUUCGACAAACCUUAUCAAACGAAGAUCUUACAGAUGGAGAUCAACAACAAAAUAUGAUGACCCAUUUUAGCGAAGAUGGAGAAAAUGAAGAUAAGCAACAAAAGAAGGAUGCAAAACAACCGGAAAAUGAUAAGAUAAAAAAGGACGGAAGGAACGAAAAUGAGAAGGAUGUGAAGAAAGAGGACACGAAAAUACACCAUCUUAUCAUCGAUAGUUUUACGCUGAAAAACUCCACGGAUUUGAAUAAUAUUUUUACGAAGGAUUUGAGACUUCUUCUGUUGUUGAUGGACGAAAAAUUAAAUAUCAGGAAUUUGUUUGAGUUGUUUAAAAAUGCGAAGCAUUUGAAGACGUUGUUUUUCUUCACAAACACCACUGAGUCGGUGAUCGAAGUUUCAGACUCUGAUGAUUUGAGUGACUUCAACAAAAUGGAGUCUAGCCUUGAUUAUCUAUACUUGUGCGGGACAUUCAACCCUUCAGCAGCUCUUUUAAUCGCAUUAUUGGAGCCGAAAUUUUUGAGCACAAAAUAUCUGGAGAGUGAAUAUGAUUUUGCAGAAUUUGAACAUCUGGGGAAGUUUGAAGAAGUUGAACUGAGGGGACGAAACCUUAGAAAUUCAUCGAGCGUCUUCGACUUCCUCCAUUCGCACAAUGUCAAGAAACUUGGACUGGCCAAAUCUGAAUUGAAAGACAUCCCAUCUGAACUGAAACAAUUGGAAUCCUCUCUCCAAUACCUGAGUCUUGCUUCUAACGAUCUGUCAUCAAUAGAUAGCGCUUCAAUAUUUCCCCAAGUGACGGCUUUGCUCGAAUUGGAUCUAAGAUUUUGUCAACUCAAAUCGCUGAGUUCGCAUUUCUUCGACGAGGUGCCAUCGUUGAGAUCAGUAUCCCUGUCAGGGAACUAUCUCCUCCAAUCUUCUCAACAGAACAAUCUGAACUUCCUCAAAAACAAUAUUUUAUACCUCGACUUAAACUUAAACCCUUUCAGUCAUGUAAUCAGCGUAAAGUACACUAGUUCCGAGCUGAGGCAGUUUUUAAACCCCAAGCCUGAAGGAGUAUUCCUUGAUCUAUCCUACACUUACUUCAAGAGAUGUAAAUCGGAUUCUAAGUAUAUCCAACCAAAUAUCACUCAUUUAUCAAUCAUAGAUUCUGUCAACUGUUUUAAAAACGUGAAAUUCACCAAUCUCGUACGUCUGGAAGCGAUCGAUGCAAGCUCUAACAUUAAUGCAAAAAAGUCAUCACCAAUAAUUGGCGAUGAAAUUGACAGCUUCUUCAAACGGAUCACCAAUGUAAGAGUGCUGCUAUUUAGAGAGAAUCACUUACAACGAGGUUUAGUAGUGAAACCCAAUUUGUUUGAAAAGAGAUUUACAUCUCUAGAAAUUUUAGAUUUGAGUGAAAAUAACUUGAGGACAAUUCCUCUCAAUUUAUUUCAAAUUCACACACUCAAAAAUCUCAAUCUGAGUAGCAAUUUGAUACAAAAAUGGGAUGUGACGUUGGUGAGGAAUGAUAGUAGCGCAAAACAUUUGAUAGUGGAUCUUUCUUUCAACAAAAUAGCCUGGAUCACACCGGCGAUGGAACAUGAUUUUUACAACUUCAAAGAGAUUAAUUUGAGGGAUAAUGUUCUGCUGUGUAAUGAACAACUGAAGCGAUUGUUGUGUGCUGCUGAGAGAAAUUAUGGAUCUGUGAAAAUUCUAAAUAUGAAGGAGACAACCUGCAACCGUUUGGAUAGAGAUGAGAGUCUUACUCUCGAAGAAUUGAAGAAAAGAGAAAAUUGUCAACGUGCCACCACCGCAUCUCUGUCAUCCGAUACAAGGAUGGGACCUAUGGUACCCAUACAAUCACUGUGGCUGCUGUUAACAGUGCUAGUAUGUCUCCUACUGUACGCCACAUGGAAUUGGACCAACCAUGUCAAUUUCUACACAAUUUCGAAAAAUUUGAAAUUUGCUGCCAGUCUUACGACAUUUUCAAAGAAAAAGGAAUCAUUCUGCUGCGAUUACCGCUACGACGUUUUUGUGUCGUAUGCCGGCAUCGAUAGAGACUGGGUGAUCGAUAGAUUGGUGCCCAAUUUGGAAACUGAAUCUGGGAUCAGGAUUUGCUUGCAUGAACGCGAUUUUCAGAUUGGCGUGGGUAUAAUGGAGAACAUAGUUGACUGCAUAGACAAAAGCCAGUGUCUCUUGUUGGUGAUCAGCAAAUCGUUUGUGAAGAGCAAGUGGUGCCAGUUCGAGAUGAAUCUGGGCCAAUACUUCACCAUCGAGUCCAACAAACCCCACCUUAUUCUGGUGCUGCUCGAAGAAAUUCCGAAAAAUGUCAGACCCAAAGUACUCAGUUAUUUGAUGAGAACUCGCACCUACAUAGAGUGGCCAAAGUCUGCUCAAGAUAACAACGAAGCUGAGUUUUUCCAGCGGUUGACGAAGGCUUUGAAUGAUUCUAGAGUUUCCUGACAAUAUUAUUGAUUGAAGAAAAGUGUUUUCUUAAUUGAAAUUGGAUUUAUUGGUGGAAGGUUUCUUAUCAUUGUGUUUUUCAUCAUCAGAUAGUGUUUUUAUCAUUGAAAUUUGAUUUAUUGUUGGAAAGUUUUCCAGCGUUUGACAAAGGAUUUGAACGAUUCUAAAGUUUCCUGACAAUAAUGAUUUCCUGGCAAUUGUGAGAUUUGACGUUCCAAAGUCAGCACCUGACUAACAUUGGAAGGCUGUCCUUGUCUGUUAUAAGACAAAGCAGAUAGCUUUAUCAUCUUCCAAGUUUACAACGUUUCCGAAUUGUUUUUAGAAUCUAUGAAGAAAUAUCAUAUGUUCAUAAAUAAAACCAAUUUAAUCUCAAUAA